Molecule: messenger RNA, 927 nt
Organism: Musca domestica (house fly)
Lineage: Eukaryota; Metazoa; Arthropoda; Insecta; Diptera; Muscidae
Product: heat shock protein 27
Exons: 1
Coding region: 145-729 (194 amino acids)
Biological process (GO): protein refolding; response to heat
Molecular function (GO): protein folding chaperone
Source: RefSeq, a predicted model, not a curated record
UCGGGCGAGUGCAUUUUAUUCAGUUGCCAAACCUUUUAGUCAACACACACGCGAAUAGAAUCGAACAGCUGCCGCGGUUGCUGCUGCUGUGGCUGCUUUUGAAAAAAGAAAAUAAUUAUUGCUCGACAGGCCAAGAAGACGACAAUGUCACUGGUGCCAACGACAUACCAUGAUCUUGCGCGUGAAUUCGAUCGUCCGCCGCUGUAUUAUCCGCCAUACGAUUUUCAUUUGUAUCCCUACCUUUGGGAUGAUCCGCGUUUGUGGUGGCCCUCGACGAAUUCAUUGCUGAGACCAAUGGACGAGUUAGUUACACGUCGCGUACGCAACCAAUCGAUUCAGUCGCAUCUGCUGGAUUGGGCCUAUCCCCUGCGCUGGGACAACUACUACAACGGAGAACGAGUCCAUAUCGACGACAAGGGUUUUCGCGUCGAGAUAGAUGUGCGUCAAUUCAAGCCCCACGAAAUUACGGUCAAAACCACCGACGACUAUGUCGUUGUGGAGGGAAAACAUGCUCGACGCAACGAUGGCAACGGCCUUGUGGAACGACAUUUCCUCCGCAAGUAUCUCCUGCCCCGCGGAUUCAAUGCCAACGAGGUGAUUUCGGAUCUAUCCUCUGAUGGUAUUUUAAGCAUCAAGGCGCCACCUCCACCGCCAGUGAAAUACUACAAACCAGGUGAACGCUUGGUCAAGGUCCAUGAAACUGGUAAACUUGCUCUGCCAUGGAAAUAGGCAGCGCGAAGUGAAAAUUAGUGGAUAAUAAAAGUGCAAGUGCAAACGGGGAGAGAGUGUGAUCAUCGUGAUUAGCCAAAAUAAAAAAGAAAAUAAAUCUUGUUGUUGUUGUUGUUGUUGUUAUCUGUGUAAUGUGCAUCAUAAUAAUGUGCAGAUGUUUGUUUCAAUUGUAGCGGAAAUAAAGCAAAUUCGAUUCAA